AUGUCGGCAUCGGAAAGCAGCAGCAAGAUCCAGGACGAGUUGGCAAUGUUGUUUGACCGCCAGAUGUCCAUGACGAUGGCACCUACUCCAACCCCUCCCCGUAACGAUAACUACGAAGCUAUCCCGGUAGCCCCCCAACCGAUAUCCCAACCGAACCUCUCCUAUAGCAUCACCCAGCACUACAACCAUUCAGCGCACGUAGCUUCAUCGGCACCCACUGCCUCGAACAUGCAAGCAAACAACCAGGCAGAUUCGAUGGCGCUGAUGGUGCAGGAUAUCCAUGCCGUUCUCCAUGCGGACGCUGCGCAGCAAAAGCGGUUGAUACAGACUUGGCAGUUUUAUAGCACGCCGCAAUCAUCUACAUCCCUGGAUCUUGAAAUGAAUGACGACUCAAUGGCGGAGUUUGUGGAAUAUCAUGGCGAACAUGCGGAGCCCUACAUGACUUCCGGUUAUGGAGUGGAAGCAGUGGAAGCGCAGAAUACUACCACGCCUACUCCCGCCGUGGAGCCAUCGACCGGAAAGCCCUACGACUCGUCUACAGAUCCGGUAUACAGAGGGGCACAGGAGUGGUGGGAGAUGCCGCAGACUAGUUCCAUGGAGUCGCAGUAUGGGUUGUAUGAAGAGAGAAGUCGGCAUUACUCGAACUCGAACUCGACAUGGCAACCACAACGGUGUUUCCACUGA
This is a messenger RNA of Penicillium cosmopolitanum, 684 nucleotides long. RefSeq lists its product as uncharacterized. NCBI's taxonomy places the organism in Eukaryota, Fungi, Ascomycota, Eurotiomycetes, Eurotiales, Aspergillaceae. The transcript is spliced from 2 exons. The record is from RefSeq and is a predicted model, not a curated record. Bases 1 to 684 code for a protein of 227 amino acids.